AUGGAAACAAAGCUAACGGGUCUCAGAAUCUCCUCGUGGGUUCAACCCGCCGGCGGGCAAGCACGUCACAGCAGUCCGGUGGUCGCGGUGCUGAUUAGGCCGUCGUCCUCCGAGAAUAUCGGGGCGGCCGACAAGAGGAACAACAACAGGAGCAUAGCAGUGAAGCCCGCCGCGGCGGCGGCAGUAACGACGACGACGUCACCGUCGCCGCCGGCGGAGUAUCACGACAGCUGGUUGGAGGAGGCGGCGAUCAACUACCUGUCCCGCCACGUCCAAGAGGCGACGGGGACGAGGAACGAGAAGAAGGGAUACGAGAGCUUGGUACAGGCGACGAGGGACGUGACGAGGAAGUUCGAGGUGAGGCAGCAGCAUCACCUUGUGGUUCAGGCGCUUGCAAACGCCAUUCCCUCGCCGAUCCUUCACUUGAUAAGGACGGUUCUUCCCAACUCAAAGUUCAAAAGAGAGUAUUUUGCUGCUUUCACCACCGUCUUCUUUGCCUGGCUCGUCGGCCCAUGUGAGGUACGAGAAUCAGAGUUUAACGGGAGCAAGGAGAAAAAUGUUGUCCACAUAAAGAAGUGCAGGUUCUUGGAGCAGAGUAAUUGUGUUGGGAUGUGCACUAAUCUCUGCAAGGUGCCGUCUCAAACUUUCAUCAACGGCUCCUUUGGAAUGCCGGUCAACAUGGUUCCUAAUUUUGAUGAUAUGAGUUGCGAGAUGAUAUUCGGACAGGAACCCCCAGAAUUGACGGAAGAUCCAGCUUUCAAGCAACCAUGCUACAAACUAUGCAAAAUAAACAGAAGCCACAAAGACAACUGCACAAGUUGA
Messenger RNA from Linum trigynum, 822 nucleotides. NCBI's taxonomy places the organism in Eukaryota, Viridiplantae, Streptophyta, Magnoliopsida, Malpighiales, Linaceae. The record is from the annotation of a GenBank genome assembly.